AUGGGCCCCCGUACCGACUCCUCAUGCUGCUGCCAGGCCCGUAAUCUGUCAUGGGUCCCUGUACCGCCUCCUCAUGCUGCUGCCAGGCCCGUAAUCUGCCAUGGGCCCCCGUACCGCCUCCUCAUGCUGCUGCCAGGUCCAGAGUGUGUCAUGGGUCCCUGUACGGCCUCCCAUUGCUGCUGUCUCCAUCGCCACACUCUGCCAUGUGCCACUUUCAGGUCUCCUCACACUGCUGGUGGGUUCCAUUUUGUCAUAGGGUGCUGUAUGGCCUCCCAUUGCUGCUGCCUCCACUGCCACACUGUGGCUCCACACUCUGGUUUUGGCCCCGUGACUGCCCAAAUGAUUGAAGUGUGCGGUGAUUCUAAGAUCGACGGCACUCAUCUGCAUGUCAUACUGACUGACAGUAUUAUUUCUCUUCCCCAGCAGACUCCAAAUGCAUUUAAAUUAAAGGUACAGUGUUCUGCACUAAUAUAA
Messenger RNA from Staurois parvus, 474 nucleotides. NCBI's taxonomy places the organism in Eukaryota, Metazoa, Chordata, Amphibia, Anura, Ranidae. The record is from the annotation of a GenBank genome assembly.